This is a messenger RNA of Phaeoacremonium minimum UCRPA7, 1710 nucleotides long. RefSeq names its product putative adenosine deaminase protein. Gene Ontology annotation, molecular function: adenine deaminase activity. Gene Ontology annotation, biological process: adenine catabolic process; purine ribonucleoside monophosphate biosynthetic process; hypoxanthine salvage. The record is from RefSeq and is a predicted model, not a curated record. The transcript is spliced from 3 exons. Gene Ontology annotation, cellular component: cytosol; nucleus. Bases 1 to 1710 code for a protein of 569 amino acids. Lineage: Eukaryota; Fungi; Ascomycota; Sordariomycetes; Togniniales; Togniniaceae.
AUGUGCAAAUCGCCACUUCACCCGUUCUUGGCCGAGCUGCCCAAGUGCGAGCACCAUAUCCAUCUGGAAGGAUGUCUCACUCCAGAAUUGGUGUUCAAGCUUGCCGCCAAGAACAAGAUCGAAUUACCUUCCCCGGAGCAGGAUCCAGCCUACAAAUCACCGGAGUCCCUGGCGAAGAGAUACGAGCACUUCGAUAACCUCGAGGAUUUUCUGCAGUACCACUACCGAGCGAUGCGGGUGCUCGUGACCAAAGAGGACUUCGAGAUGCUCGGCUGGGAGUAUUUCAAGAGCUCCCAUGCAGACGGUGUUCAGCAUGCGGAAGUCUUCUUUGAUCCUCAAAGCCAUACUACUCGCGGCAUCUCAUUUGACACCGUGGUCACCGGCUACAAAGCUGCCUGUAAACGUGCCGAAGAGGAGCUUGGCGUCACUAGCCUCCUGAUCAUGUGCUUCCUUCGACAUCUUCCAGCACCUGCGGCGGCUGAGACGCUGCAACAGGCCAUUGAUGGCGGAUACCUUGAUGUGCAAGAUGAGCCUAGUGCAGCUGAUAAUGGAUCUCGUGUCAUCGGCGCUCUCGGCCUGGACUCGUCUGAGAUUGGUUUCCCGCCGGAGCUCUUCAAGGAGCAGUUUCUCGAGGCAGAGAAGCGAGGUAUUCACAGGACAGCUCACGGAGGCGAGGAGGGCGAUACGAGCUACAUCAGCGGAGCCAUGGAUUCUCUUCAUGUCGAGAGAAUCGACCAUGGAAUUCGUCUCAUCGAGGACCCUGCACUCAUGCGCCGGGUCGCGGAGGAGGGCAUUCUCCUGACAAUGUGUCCGCUUAGUAACCGCUAUUUGCAAGCUGUUGAGAAAAUCAGUGACUUGCCCAUCAAGACGUUCAUGGAGACUGGCAUCAAGUUCAGUAUCAAUAGCGACGAUCCUGCAUACUUUGGCGGCUAUAUACUCAACAAUUUCUGUGCUAUCCAGGAGGCCUUCAACCUCAGCGUCAAGGAUUGGAAAAUCAUAACAGAAAACUCGAUCCAUUGUAGUUGGGUUGCGCUCGACGUCCUUGAGUUGGCUGGCUACCUCAUCGAAGCACCUGCACUUCCAUCUUGCGUAGACGGCAAGAGUACUCCCGAGGACGACGCGCAACUCAUCGCAAGGCGUGCGUCAGAGCUCGUGGACGCCGGUAAGGAGGUCGUCGCAAUCGCCCAUUCCUACGGCGGCAUGGUCGCCUCUGAGGCCCUAAGCGGGCUGGGAGUGCGAGAGCGGGAGGAGAAGGGCCUCGCGGGCGGCGUGAAACGGAUCAUCUAUACGGCGGCGUUUGUGCCGUUGCCGGGCACGUCCAUUGAGAAGACGUCUCCUACGGACUCGGUGGGGUGGCUGAAGUACGAGGGCGACCAAAAAGCAUUUAAUUGGCACUGGGAAACAAGCAUCGGCGAUGUCUUUUAUCCAGACCUGACGGGGGACGAGCAGGAGAAGUAUCUCUCCCGUCUCGCCUUCCACCCGAAAUCCUGCUCGCUGUGGGAGCCCACAGCGUUCGCGUAUCGGGAAAUCGAUGUGACAUACGUCUUCUGCGAAAAGGACGCCGCUGCGCCGUUGGUUGCACAGCAGUUCCUCGCUGGAGCCAUCAAAGAUGCAGGUGUGCAGAUUGCGGAGGAGACUUUGCCCGCUGGCCACUUUCCGUUUCUGAGCAUGCCCAACGAGUUUGCUGAGAUUGUCAUCAAGUAUGCGUAG